GGGGGUUAGAAAGUGGUCACGUGGCGUGGCGGCUAAGAUGGAGGUCGGGGCGCUGCCGGGGCUGGCGUCUCCGCUCUCCGCCUUCUCCUGCGGCAGGGAAGGCGCCGCGUCCGAGUGCGGCACGAUGCUGGCGAGCGAGAGCCUGCUGUCGCCGGAACUGGAUUCGCUGAGCCCUCUGGAUGGACUCUUGUGCAGUUCCACCAGCGACACGUCCGAUGCCCCAUGGCUACAAGGUGGUGGCAGCGGUGGUGGCGGUGGCGACGGCAGCAUUGGUGACGCCACGCUGCUCAUGGCGCUCGCAGAGACUCUGGACAGCCUGGACGACAACACGGCUUCGCCCUUCGAUGGACUCCUCGACCCGGAGCCUCGGCUGCUCGCGUGCGACGUCGAAGAGAGCUCGACGCUGAAGAGGCUGCUUCUGUCGCCCGUGAGCGGCGCGGAGUCGCGCGUCGCCUCCACGCGGCACCCGUACUCCUCCGUGACCACCCGCCUUCCCACCUCCCCCGGCCGGCACGCGAACCGGCCCCGUCAGCGUCACCCGACGCCCACUUACCUGGAGCUGCUGCGUCACCUAUGCACCCUGGAGUCGGCCGCCUACUCCCCCGUCGGCGGCGGCGGGAGUGCUGUUUGCGACUGGGAGGGCAGCAGCAGCGGCAGCAGCGGGGAGGACAUGCCGGAGAAGCAGGACGGAAGCGCCGAGAGUUUCUGCGCGUCCGGUGGGAGCGGCGCGAGCAGCAGCAGCAGCAACGACGAAGACGACAUCGGCAUGCUGCUGCCGGAGGGCGAUGUGGAGGAGCUGCAGAAGCUCAUGGCCAUGGAUGGCUCGUUCGAGUUCGAUGUUAUCGACCUGAAGGAAGGCUCUGUCGUGGAGCUUGUGAGCUACAUGCACACCUACUGCGUGCGCGAUUCCGUGGCGUCGCUCUCCCUGCUGUCCCCCGUGAAAGCACCGUGCGGGCCGUCCGGCGGCGCGAGUCCUGAUGGCGGCUCCUCCGCGAGCUUCGCGCGGGCGCUCGCGGGAUCCUCGGCCGACGUCAGCGGCUCGGAGGGUGGGGAGGAGCAAGCGAGAGGGACCGAUGGCGACGGCUGCGGCGGCGGCACCGCCGCCCACGGGACUGGCUUCCUGGGCCCUCUCGACGGGCUUUGCGAGUCGAGUUCUCUCGAUUGCGGCUCGGAGAAGGCGUCGCUCGGGCGCGACGCCAAAGAGCGAGCAGAACGGUCGGCGGGCGCCAUUGCUGCCACCGUGACCACGGCGCCAGCAGCGGUGACUCCCGGCCCGGAAGAAAUCUCGGCGGCAACGUUCCCCGCCGCAAAGACGGAACGAGAAGACGAAGCGGACGUGAAAGCUGAAAAAGGCGACGCCGUCCCCUUAGUGGUGCCGCAGAAGAGGCCCAGGGGCAGGCCCCGAACGCGAAACGUGAACGGGCAGCAAGAACCGGGCGCGGCGGCGGCGGCGGCCAUGACGAAAAAAGCCGUGCGCUCGAUCUUGUUUGAGGAGCCACCUCGGCGCUCCGUGAGGAUCAGCAAAGCGAGGAAGGAGACGACGCAGAGUGAUGCGGCACAGCAGAGCCAGGCGAGACCUCCGCCCGAGCAUGUCGCCCACCCAGUGCUCGCGCGGGUUGACUUUAACCGCACGACCGCGGAGGUAGAAACCAAACCCAUUGUGGUGGUGCAACAGCAGCAGUCGAAACUGUCGAAAGUCAUCGGUGGGCUUGCUGCGUCACCCUCUUCCACGUCGCCGAUGACGAGGCCAGCACCCUUCUCCCUGUCGGCACCUUCUGUGUUGGGGUCGGUGUCGGCACCUUCUCCUUUGCCAGCAUCGGCACCUUCUCCUUUGCCAGCAUCGGCUUCAUCGGUGUCAAUCUCCUCGCCAGCACCUUCCUCUUCAAUUGUGAAACCGACAACCUCUGCGUUGGUAACGCCACCCACUGUAAUGACACUUUCUUCGCUGGUGCCACCACCUCCAUUGACAACUUUGUCAUCGAUGCCGUCAUCACCAUCACCUUCAUCUUCAUUGACACCCCCUUCAUCCGUGUUACCCUCUUCAACUGCACCCUCUUCACGGACGCCACCGUUGUCCACUCUGUCGGUGGCUCCCUCCCCUUCCGUGCCGUCCGAUGCGUUAUCGGCCGUGCCGCCCUCUCUAUCGGCGCCACCGUCUACGUCGAUGACUCCCCCGUUGUCGCAUCGGCCGGCGUCGUCGGCACCGCCACCUGACGGGGAGGCCCCCCCGCCGCCCCUUCCCGCCAUCGCCGUGCCACCGGAUGCGAACGCAGAAGAGGAGUCUGGUGCCAAGCGGCGCAGGAUCAGCCUGCUGCAGUACCGGCGCCGCAUGGAGGAGCGCGGCCUCGAGCUGGGCCCCCACGCCGCGGGCGGUGCCGGCGUGCAGUGGGGACUCGCAGAGCAGAGCGGCGCGGAUAAUGCGGCGAGUGCCGAUGCUCCGGCAGAGGCAGCGGCGGAGUCGAUGGAGGACGAUAACUACCUGGAGACGGAUCCCACGAUACGGGCGUUUUUCGAAGAGAUCGGCAUCGAAGCCAGCGACCUGGGCAGUCUGCUGCAGCAGUUCGAGGAGUCUGAAGGAAAGAGACGAGAAGUACCUGAGUCGACCGCAACGCGCACAGUGGGGACACUUGGCCAGGCUCAUGUCCAGGACGUUGGAAUGGAGCUCGAGUUAACUGCUUCCGAAGUUCGAGAAACUCCUGGUGUAAUUGCGCCAAGCACAUCUCUUCACCCGAAGCCAGACGCAAAAGUCAACUUGGCGUCGAGGGGAACCUCGGCAAAGAGGAAAGCCCCCCGUAGCCCUCAGAAGAGAGGAAUCCCUUUAGCUGGCAAAAUCCCACGGCUGGAAGCCGCAACGAAGCAGCCGUGCUCCGGCCAGCUCGCCCCAUCGACGCCCGCAGCAGCGCAAGCUGCUUCCAGCCGCUUCGCUCAGGCUGCCGCUACAAUUCCCGCAGCUGGCGCGAGGAUGAUUCCGCCUCUGCCCGCCGGCGUGGGUGCCGCCGCGCAGGACCCCCCGUGUGUCGGCGCUCCGAACGCCGUGGGCCCCGUCAAGCUGCCUAAAGUUGAGCAGCCACCGACGCUGCCGCCGGCCUGGGCCGGCCUGGGCGUCGCGUCGCCGAGCGUCGUGGCCGACAAGACGCUCUCUCUGCCUGCGUCGCAGCCGGUGGCCAACCGCACGCCGCCUUGCCAAUCGAACGCCUUGCCAAAUCCCGUACGUGUGGCCAUCCCUGCCGCAGCAACCGCUAAGAUGCUCCCUUCGAUGAAGUUUUCGCUUGUGCCAGCAGUGGCCGGAAAGCCACCGGCUGCUGCAAACCCGAGCUGCGCUGCAGCUGCUGCUGUUAUUACUACUGCUGUUCAACUGGACAUUUUCUCCCGCGUCUCUGCGUCCAAUCUUGCGUCGCCGCUCGUCGCCUCUCAAGUCGUGAACGGUUGCUCGGCCAACAAGUCGGAAAUCGGCGCCACUCCGGCGAACGGUGCUGUUGUGGAACGCGAGGCCGAGAUUCAAAUCCCCAACGUGCGCGAUCACGACUAUUGCCAGCAAAGCACCGCGGGCAACGCCGCGGCGACCGUCUCGGAGAGCGCCGGGGCUCCGGCCAACGCCGAACCACGGCGGGACGAAGGUCAAAAACUCAAGCGGCAGUACCGCACGCGAGCACCAGGAGGAGAGGAAGCGGAUCGGGGGAGUUCGCCGCCCGCGCAGGAAAGCAGCUGCUGCAGUACUAACGGCAGCGGCGGCGGCGGCAGCAGCAGUAGCAGCGGCGGAGACUCUGAGGACGACGAGCCCGGCUACUACGACAAGCUGCCCGGCUACUACAGAAGCGGCAAGUCUCUGCCCGAGCCCAAGUACCAGCCGCUGAGAGCAGAACGUGCAGCGGCUGGGCUGGCGGAGGGCAGGGAGAGGGGCAGCCGCAGGAGCACUAGCACGUCGGACGAGUACAGCUCGGCCAGCGACGAGGAGCGGUCGCCCGGCAAGGCGGCCCGCCACCGGCGCUACUACUCCAAGUUGCCCGUGUACCUGAGCGCCGCCAGCAAGGUCUCCAACCUUCCUUACGCCGACUGCGGCCAGGAGACGGCCAACAGCGACACGGACACGAGCGGCGACGCCGAAGAUGGGAGCCGGCGCCGCAGGACCAGGAGCCGGGGCUCGCAGGACCGCCGGUGCGGCGAGAGGAGGCACGGGGCCGCGACGAGCGGCGCCGGCGGGGGUUCCCUUUCGAGCUCGCCGGGCCGGCGCGACUCCGUGUCCCCGCCGUCGGCGGCCGCCGCCUCCCCCCACCAACGCGGCCGCCGGCGUAGCCGCUCGCGGUCCGGGUACGGCCGGCGAUACCGCGCCGGCGGAGGGGGCCGCUCGUCCUCGUCGACGACGUCGUCCUCGCAUCGGCGAUCGGUGUCCCCCGUGCCGUCGUUCUCCUCGGACGUGCCGCGGUCGCGACGACCCUCGCCCAGGUACGACGCGUACGAGAGACGGAGCGAGCGGCCAUGGCUCGAACGACGCGAGAGCAACAUCCUAGAGCAGCGGCGGCGACUGCACCAGAAAGCCAUUGAGGAGCGUCGCGUCAUCUACGUGGGGAAAAUUAACAACGGGAUGACGACGCUGGAGCUUCGGCGACGCUUCCAGUCCUUUGGGGAGAUUGAGAACUGCAGCGUGCAUUUCCGCGAGCGCGGGGACAACUACGGUUUUGUGACUUACCGCUUCACUUGCGACGCGUUCGCCGCGUUGGAGAAAGGCCACUUGGUGCACCUGCCCAAUGAGAUGCCCUUCGACCUGUGCUUUGGUGGCCGUCGCCAGUUCUGCAAGGCGUCUUACGCCGACCUGGACUCGAACCGAGGCUUGGAGAGGAGUACCGACCGAAGGACGGCGAUGGCCUCCUUGGACUUUGACAGCCUCCUCAAGGCUGCCAAGCACGGCAUGUAGAGGUAACCAGUGGGACGGCGGGUACCCAGGCUGUUCGCUGAAAGAGGCGGCAGUUGAAGUUGGACUUUUUAAAGAGAAUCGCCUGGCGACCCCUCCACCCGACACUGCCUUGCCGGUUCAGUGUGCGGCUGCUGAUGAAAUUGCCACUACACUUCGCUGCACAUCACGGAACUCCGUGAAAAAGUAACGCCCAUCUCGCGUUCCGGCAUCCGGCGCGUUUACACGAACGCUGCUCCUCAUCGCAAGUCCUGCGGAAUCACCCCGUAGAACGACCCCUUGGGACUUCCUUUAAAGGAGAGCGGCACGCGGAAGAUCUGCUGAGCAAAGUCAUUUUCUGCGUUGGCCCUGUGCUUGCGCGCACGUGCCCUGUGGUGUGUGCUUGGCUCGCCAAACCCCCUCCAGUGUGUAGUGCUUUUCAUGGCCGAUUAUUUAUUUUCUUUUUACAUUUGAAGCGUAGGGGCCCCGAGGUUGGUGGUGUUAUUUAUACUGUACCUAAUGAAUCUGUACAUUAUUCGCUUGUGCGAGGGGGAGGUCUACCACACAGUUUGUGGGGGUAUGGUGGACCAGAUAUCGUGGCAACGCUUUGAUCAUUUGCGUAACGGUGAAAUGACGAGCCGUUUAAUUUUUUUAGUUCGAGUGUGCAUCUGUGGUGUGCCUGUGUGUGUGUAUAUAUAUGCAUCUAAAAAAGCAGAUUAUAGUCGACCAAAACCACAAUACAAAGCUACCUUGAACAUGCAUUUGUGAUGAGUGUACAUGGCCAGGAUAUGCGAUAUUAGGAUUUUGUACCUUGGUAAAAAAUAUAUAUAGUUUUUCUAGUCAAUGCUGCCCUCCCCAACAAAGGAGGAACCUUGUUCAUCAACACAUAGUGAGUGUACGGAAGCCGAGGCGAUGGAGUCCCCCAAAUGAAUGGGGUCGACUUCCACAUGGCUGUACAUGGGUAUCCGUACGGGGUACGGGUGUAGGCCCUCGCCCAGGAGGUUUGCCGUCGCCCCGGUUGAAUGUGCGCAAUGAUUUUGUGGGGUAAAUUUCUGUUGCCCCCUUCCCCACCCCCCCCCCCACAUUAGUAUGUGCUAUUGCACAUAUACAGAAAGAAGUCUCCUGUGGACGGCAGCAUCGACGAAGACAAAUAAUUCGCUCGACCGAACUUAAAACGACGUGCGAUUUAAAAAAAAAAAAGUUUGCUUUCGAGCCCUAAAUAUCAGCGCCUUCCCCUCUGCCGGCAGUCCCAUCAAAGCUUUGCACUGGCACCAGCCGCGUCGCGCUGUGCGAGGGCGCGGCGCGUUGCUGCACCCUGUGUCGUACUCUCUGGUUGAUAAGGAAAUGUGGCGAUUGGCUCCUGGCGCGCACGAUCACAAGCGCGAGUCGACUUUUUGUUUGCGUUUGGGAGAAUGCAUCCGCCAGGGAGUGCAGAUCGCUGCCUAUUACGGCGGAUGGUUUAAUCUCGGUUGACUCUUGUGCGGUGAAUUUGAACAGUGCCGAUUACGGGGUUCGUCUGAUUUAGUUGGUUUAAAGAUAAUUCCUUGUAUUUUUAUUGUUUGGCACUGCACAAGGGUGUGGAAUCAGCUGCAAUUGCAUAAGCGCAGGGACAAGUAUCAUCCUUGAAAUCCCCCGUCAGCUCCUGAUCACAUGCACUGCCAGUGGUCUGGGAAGUUGACAAAACACAUCCAUAAGAUGAGCAUCCCCCCCCCACCCCACAUGCUUCGAACAAUACCGCACACUACUACGCCUUGCCCAUUGUUCUGUUGGUGUGAAAAUUCACAUUUCAAAGGCAGGAUCCAGACAGAUUUGUUUAUUUUGUUGUUCUUCCCAUGCACCGCCGAUUAGCAUGUACGAUGCGAAAGAAGCUUCGACAUGCAUAACAGACCUGUCCAUAUGACGUCCGUUUAUGACUUUCCAAUUGGUGGUGCAGUCUCACUCGCCAGCUCUGGUGCGGUCUCAACUUACUCCAGGGGGACGAUUCAAGCUUAACUUGGAUUUGAACUCAACACUUUGCAAUCGUGAGACCUUGCCGUUGAUGUUAACCUGUAACCAUCAUAAUUAUAAUGCAGAGUGUUAAAUAGCCAAAUGAGUUAUAGAGGCACUAUGAAUUUUGCUCGACUGCACAGGUGGGUGAAAGGGCCCUAUAGCGUAUCGUGAGAAGGCGUACUAAUAAAACUGGUUCGGAUCUGCGGUGGCAGAAGGCAUGGUUAUCUCUUCGCCGCUGAUAUGACGUGUGAUAAAGGUGUGGGUUUUAUUUUGCGUUCAUGUAUAAUUAAUUCAUUUUUAAAGGUUGUUGCACAUUUUGUUUUUCUUAAUCAACUUUUGUUUUAAUAACUUUCGCUGGUACAAGACACUGCUUACGAUGUCGAAGAAGCGUAGCUUGCCGUGCCAACUUCGGUACCCGUGGCGUUCGUUGCAAUGAAUUUCGCUAAAAUUUCACAAUAAAAGUCUUAUUAACUCUGCAAAUGAACAAGUAUCGUUUGGAGGACGAUGCUCGUAAUGAACGGAUGCGCCCCGUGUACCGUUGGUACCGUUUCCCACCCCCGCCCCCCAUGUGCCCGAUUCGCAUUCUCGCCACGGUGACAGCAGAACCACUUGGACAACGUUUCUUGCAAAACGAUUUAUUCCCCCAAAACCCAACCAUGUAGUCACAAUCUGGCUCCAUCCAACCUUGCCAAGCCGUCUAUUUGAGAAGGUCGACGGUGAACCUAGAAGAACCUCGAUGUCGCCACAGCCAUGCCGCUGCCGACGGAUUGCGGCGUUCCUGACUAAACGCUUGCAAGCGCAUUGUAAAACGCGACUUGGUGCCCGUUAUGGAAUGGGGGAGGGGGUGUGUGUGUGUGGGGGGGUAGGCCUGGUAAAACUUGAGCAACCAAGAGGUUGCAAAACCCAACAUCUGCUUUAUCUGGAUUUGUUUUUUCAGCGCAUGUCAAUUUGCAGAUGGAUGCAUCCAUGUGCAUUUGCUGAAUUUGCACCUGAGCAGGCGGUUGUUUGGAUAACCGAAUCGUGUGUGUGUUAGCGGGACGGGAGAGUUGUUGGAUUUUUAAAGGAAGGCUCGAGCCAAAACACACCCUUGUUAUUUUGCAGAUACGUAGCCGAUUUUUUAUGAGGAUUCAUUCUCCUGUCGGGGACAGUUCCGUACUACACAACUAAUUAACAUUAAAGAGCAGGCUUUUCACAUCCACAGUAGAAUUGUAUGAGACUUUGUCUCGUACGAUGUCUUGGACUGGUUUGGUUUUCAACAUCUCUUCAAACGUGUCGGGCAGCAUAGGGGGGUACCACUACGUAUGUAGGUGUAUGGCCCUUUAUCGAUCCACUGCUGGAUGGUUCCAAGUUUGCAGGAGUUUGACCAUAAUUAAAAAUGCAGGUAACUUUACGGGUUGAAGGCGUGGGGCAUAAACAGACGUUCGCUAUGUAGCCCUGCAGCCAACAAUGCCUCUAUGCAUGGUGGUAGGCCAUCCAAGCAUUAUCCAGGCGCCAUCCUGCUUAAGCUUGCGAGCUCUGACGGGGAUCGGGUUCAUGCCAGACGAUUUGGUCAUAAGCCAGACUGCAUCUGUGGAACAAGAGCUGUGUUUUGGUUUGUGCCUUCACUUACCUGCUGCUGCUGCAUUGACAAUGCUUAUCAAACAUCCUCCUCUCCCCCAUCAUUCACCUCUUGAUUUCAUUGGCAUCUCACCAAUGAAGGCACUCCCUUAAAUUUUUAAUAAUCGUGGUCGCAAUUUGUUUGCAACAACAAUUGUAUAUUUUUAAAAUCUCGUUAUUUCCACUUGUGCUCAUUGACCCGAAUGCGACAAUAGAAACGUUUGCGUAAAUUGUGUAAACAGAAAAGAGGCCACACAUAAUUUGAUGCCGUGCAUUAUAAGCAUUCAUUGAUUUAAGUUUCUAUAUUGACGUUUUGCCUCCUUGUUUACCGGUUGGUGUGCAAUUUACAUGUCCAAAGGAGUGGCAUCAAACAAGGUGGAUUAUCGGAUGUGUUUUAGAGAAUUCGUUUAAAUCCAAUGUGCCCGCAGGCACAGCAGCAGAGUAAUUGAAUUUUGUACUCUUUGGUUCUUUCGGCAAAGUCACGUGGGUAUAAAACAAAAUAAAUGAAAAUCACGACGUUUUGGAAGCAACACAAGCAUCAGUUAUCAGGUGGGAAAGCCACAGCAAUUUGUUUCUUGCUGUGGCUUUCGAAACGUCGUGAUUUAAUUUAUUUUGUUUUAUACCUACGUGACUUUACCGAAAGAACCAAAGAGUUAUGGAUCCUUGCAGUCACGAAAACUUCAGAUCUAGAUUUAACUGAAUUUUGAUUUGUCAUUUUGCCUGCCGUUAUUUUUUUAAAAACUUGACAAGUGCAAAGGAAAAUAAAAUAUAAAAUGCAGUUUCGCUCAUCGUGCGGCUGAAUCAGAAAAUGAAUUAAAAGAAAGCGAAAAAACAGCAAAAUGUAACCCAAAUGAUUCCUAGAAAGAUUCAUAUGAAAUGUGUUUUACAAGUACCCAAAAAUGUUGUUUUGAUAAUAAAAUAAUCAACUUGA
Petromyzon marinus (sea lamprey) is the source of this 9404-nucleotide messenger RNA. RefSeq lists its product as uncharacterized. Gene Ontology annotation, molecular function: transcription factor binding; RNA binding. Lineage: Eukaryota; Metazoa; Chordata; Hyperoartia; Petromyzontiformes; Petromyzontidae. Gene Ontology annotation, cellular component: nucleus. Gene Ontology annotation, biological process: positive regulation of transcription by RNA polymerase II. The record is from RefSeq and is a predicted model, not a curated record.